This is a messenger RNA of Medioppia subpectinata, 644 nucleotides long. Lineage: Eukaryota; Metazoa; Arthropoda; Arachnida; Sarcoptiformes; Oppiidae. The record is from the annotation of a GenBank genome assembly.
UAUUAUAUCUCUACAGAAAUAAUUUGCAAAAAUAUAUUGAGAUUUAUGUGCAAAAAGUGAAUCCAUCGCGUCUUCCGGUUGUCAUCGGCGGACUCUUGGAUGUGGACUGCGCUGAAGACGUGAUCAAACAGCUAAUAAUGGUAGUGAGGGGUCAGUUCUCUACCGACGAAUUGGUCGAAGAGGUGGAGAAACGGAACCGUUUGAAACUGUUGUUGCCGUGGCUGGAGAUGCGCAUCCAUGAGGGCAUCAACGAGUCGGCCACUCAUAACGCGUUGGCAAAGAUCUACAUCGACUCCAACAACAAUCCCGAGAGGUUUCUCAAAGAGAACCAGUUCUACGACAGCAAAGUUGUGGGCAAAUACUGCGAGAAACGGGACCCCCAUCUCGCGUGUCAGGCCUACGAGCGCGGGCAGUGCGACCUCGAGCUCAUCAAAGUGUGCAAUGAAAACUCGCUCUUCAAGAGUGAGGCCCGAUAUCUCGUGCGGCGAAGAGAUCCCGACCUUUGGGUAGAAGUUCUUCAGGAGACGAAUCCAUUCCGACGACAACUCAUUGAUCAGGUCGUCCAAACAGCACUUUCCGAAACACAAGAUCCCGAAGACAUUUCAGUGACAGUGAAGGCAUUCAUGACCGCAGAUCUUCCCAAC